Molecule: messenger RNA, 525 nt
Organism: Periconia digitata
Lineage: Eukaryota; Fungi; Ascomycota; Dothideomycetes; Pleosporales; Periconiaceae
Source: the annotation of a GenBank genome assembly
AUGCCUCCUCCACCCACACCAACCCACCCCGCCAACCAAGCCUACUUUAAUACAAUCCUGAACCCCUCACAAAUCGCGAAUGCUCAAUCCCCCUCCUCCGCCUCUCCAUUCAGUGCGAACAAAGCCGCGACCUCAUCUUCCACAACACCAACGCACGCCAGCAACACCUUCAAGACACCGCGCGAAAAAGAGAACGAACGCCUGAUGCGAUCGGCGCAAGCGCGGAACAAAACCUACCGCAACGAGAUCGACGAGGGCGGUCGACAGGGCGGCGGGAGCGCCAGAGCAACCAUAAGAGGAGGAGGUGGUGCUGGUCGCGGGCGGAGUCCCGAAUCGUUCGAUGCGCGGCAGAAGCGCGAGUGGGCUGCUGCGGUGUUGGCCAACUUGGAGAUGGUGAUUUGGUAUGCUGGGGUCAGAAAUGAGGUAUAUAUCAUGAUCACUCUUACUUCUCUUUCGCUUUUUUCUUCCUUCUGCUUCUUGUAUGGGGAAAAGGAAAAGAAAAAGAAAAAGAAAACUGAAUGCUGA